Molecule: messenger RNA, 1615 nt
Organism: Manis javanica (Malayan pangolin)
Lineage: Eukaryota; Metazoa; Chordata; Mammalia; Pholidota; Manidae
Source: RefSeq, a predicted model, not a curated record
AUGAAGGUUCUUCCCAUUAAUCCGAGGUCCUCAAGUCGCCAAAACCCAGGGCUGCUGCGCUCAGGGAAAGCAGUUCACCAAGUUUUUCCCGGCAUGGGGUGGGGGUCGGGCCCGGAGGUUUGUGAGCCGCCCUUCCCUGAGCUCACCCUCCAUGGAGUCGGGGCUGGCCGGGGUCUUCGGGCCCUGCCGCGGCUCCGAGGGCGAAGCUCGGCUAGGGCCUCGCGGGCGGCUGCCACGGCCCUGCGCGCCCCCGGCCGACCGGCCGUGAGCCCCGCCCCCACUCGCGCGCGCCGCCUGACUGGCCGUGCGCGCCCCGCCCCCCCCGUGCGCGCCGCCGGGGCCGCGGGGUGGGGCGAAGAGGCGCGCCGGGAGACCCCCGGACUGUCGUCCCGGUUCGCUCUGCCGCCGCGCCCGGCGCCGAGGCCCGACCUUGCGCCUCUCCUCCUCCGCCGAGAACAAAUUACAUCCCAGGAAAUUGCGGAGAGGAGCGGCGAAAGCAAAGCCCGCCAGAUCUGUCUCCAUCCCGAAAACAGGGUAUGCUGCUCAGAAGGCAGGAGUGGGACCUUUCCUUAUGAUAAGGCCUCUGACUUCAGUGAUGCGGGAGAUACUCUUGCCCUUGUCACAGAGCUGAUGUCCACCUGGGCCAGGAGGUGGAAGUCCCAGAAGCUCAAGAACUCCAGCUGGAGCUGAAAGAGUUACGGGUCCAGCUACUGCCUCACACCAAGGUGGGUAGCAGAUCUGCAGCAAUGCUAAUGACCUACAACUACAUGUGACUCUCUACAAGCCAAGUAGAAAGGUACAACCAAAAGUCAAGGUAUACUUCUGAGUAUAACUAAACAUGGCUGCUGCAUGUCAAGCCCCACACAAGGGUCCUGUGCCCACAUAAGAAAGGAAAUUCUAGCCAUAAGCUUAACUAAGUUAAUAUAGUAUAAACCACUACACCCUAUUUAUUUGGUACCUCUCUUCUCAAAGUUUACAAUGGCACCUAAAAAGGUCCAUGUAGUUUGCUCCUCAGGAAUAAAGUUACGAAGGAUGUGCUUUUCAUACUAAAUAGAUACCAAGGUACCAACUAUAGGUCAUACAAAAUAGAUCAUUAUUCUCUCUCCUUUAGGGCACUUACCACUUUCUGUCUUGAGGUAAUAUUUAUCUAAGACUUUCUCUGCCCUAAUAGACUGUAAAUUCCCUGGGCAGGAUGCUUGUCUCAAUAUUCAAGUAUCCCUCACAAAUGCUUAAUACAAUACCUGCCACCCAGUUUUCAAUAAAUAGUUCAGUUCUUCCUUCCUGGAUAAUAGCGUUAAACGCUUUUCAUGGGCUAAAUUGGCAUCUGCAUAUCCCCUUCAUUGAAGUGACUUUUCAUGUCUCCUGCUCAUUUUCUAACUGGAUUUUUUAUUAUUGAGUUUUGAGAGUUUUUGUACAGGUUAGAUCUUUUGUUAUCAUCUCACAGGUCCCUAAGGCUCUGUUCCUUUUUCUCAGUCUCUUUUCUUCCUGUUGUUCUGAUUGCCUCAUUUCUGCUGUUCUGCCUUUCAGUUCGCUGAUUCUUUCCUUUCUCCAUUCCAUUCUGCUGCUGAGCCGAUCCACUGAGUUUUAAAUUUUGGUUAUCACAUUAUUAAGUUCU